AUGGUCAUCGCUUUCCAGCUCAACGACGGCAGCAAGAAGAAGAUCCCCGCUAUUGCAUGGGGCAAUGGAACAGGAGGUCUCAGCAAGAUGGGGCAGCAGACGGCUGAUCUUGGACGGACUGUCCUGGAGUCUGGUAUACUGCACCUCGAUACGGCUCAGGGAUACGGAACAGAGGCCGAGACUGGUCAAGCGGUCGAGCGAUCCGGUCUCAGCCGAGACGACGUGUUCAUCACUAGCAAAUACGUCAAGACAAAACCAGAGGACAUCAAGCGCUCGGUACAGACCACCAUCGACAAACUCGGCGGUCCUCCCGAUCUGCUUCUCAUCCACACUCCCUACGUGCCCGAGAAGGGCAAGAUCGGCCAGUUCUGGCAGGUCCUCGAGGGGCUCGUCCAGGACGGAACAUUGAAGGGUACCAGCCUCGGUAUCUCCAACUUCCAGCCCGAACACAUUGAGGAGGUCAUGUCUGUCGCCAAGAUCAAGCCUGCCGCGCACCAGCUCGAAUUCCACCCAUACCUCCUCGCCCAACUCCAACCCAUUCUCGACCUCAACAAGCAGCACGGCAUCAUCACCGAGGCGUACGGUCCCCUCACCCCCGUCUUGCGGCACAAGGGCGGCCCCCUCAAGCCCAUCCUGGAGAAGAUCGCCAAAAAGCACAAUGUCGACUCGGCUGCAGUCUUGCUGCGAUGGACGAUCCAGUUCGGUGUUGUCGCCGUCACAUCGUCAAAGAAUGAGGACAGGAUCAAGGGGUUCAAGGACGUGUAUGACUUUGAGCUGAGUGAGGAGGAGAUGAAGGAGAUUGAGACGGCAGGGAGGUCGGUUCACUACCGAUACUACGAUGAGCACAUGGGUGAUGGCUUCCCAACGCCCGAGCUGCCGGAUGGAGGCGAGAACGGCAAGAGGGUACCGACCCACCUCAAGAAGGACGAGUAG
This is a messenger RNA of Dioszegia hungarica, 933 nucleotides long. RefSeq names its product NADP-dependent oxidoreductase domain-containing protein. NCBI's taxonomy places the organism in Eukaryota, Fungi, Basidiomycota, Tremellomycetes, Tremellales, Bulleribasidiaceae. The record is from RefSeq and is a predicted model, not a curated record. Bases 1 to 933 code for a protein of 310 amino acids. Gene Ontology annotation, molecular function: oxidoreductase activity. The transcript is spliced from 5 exons.